Chiloscyllium plagiosum (whitespotted bambooshark) is the source of this 872-nucleotide messenger RNA. The record is from RefSeq and is a predicted model, not a curated record. NCBI's taxonomy places the organism in Eukaryota, Metazoa, Chordata, Chondrichthyes, Orectolobiformes, Hemiscylliidae.
GCUUUCUCCUUUCCCACAGGGAGCCAAUAUUCUAUUGACUGAUCAAGGGGACGUGAAACUAGCGGAUUUUGGUGUUUCAGCCGAACUGACAGCAUCAGUGGGCAAGAGAAAAUCUUUCAUUGGUACCCCAUACUGGAUGGCUCCGGAAGUCGCUGCCGUUGAGAAAAAGGGUGGUUACAAUCAGCAGUGUGACAUCUGGGCCGUUGGGAUAACAGCCAUCGAACUGGCUGAGUUACAGCCCCCCAUGUUUGACCUGCAUCCCAUGAGGGCAUUGAUGUUAAUGUCGAAGAGUAAUUUCCAACCCCCAAAACUGAAAGAUAAGUUAAAAUGGUCCUCGGAGUGUCACAGUUUCAUCAAGAUGAGCCUGAGAAAGAAUCCCAAGAAGAGGCCGACAGCGGAGAAACUGCUCCAGCACCCAUUCGCCAACCAGGCUCUGAGCCGGAUCCAAGGGAUUGAACUUCUGGACAAGGUCAAUAAUCCGGAGGCCAGCACAACCUCACCUACAGAUGACAGUGACCUGGAGCCCUGUGACACUUACCCCGAUAAGAUCACCUCGCUGGGGGGACACAUGAGAGCAGAGAGGACUCGCUCCGAGAUCCAGUGUAAGUCCGUCACUCCGCUCGAACCGGGGGCUGCAUUGUCUGAUGUGUCUGUUGGUUGACACCAGCCAUUCACUCGAGGGGUACAUAUCAAGGAGGGCUGAGGAGAGACCGGCGGGAGAGCUGAGAGGGAUUUGUGCACCAAACCUACGUUAUCUGUGCCUUCAACAUACAAUGGCACCCUGAACCAUGUCAGGAGAUCUCACAGGCAGGAGAAAAAUAUUCGGCUAACAGAGAUGGGUUUCAAGGAACACACAAAACGAGGAGAGGGAG